UGGUUCAGAGAACCCAUGAGUCAGUUAGGGAAGUGUGGCCAGGCCGGGCUUUGCUCCCGCAGGCUCAGCUCUGCUGGGGUGAGGCUCUCCCCGCCCUGGGGGCAGACCCAGGCCUUGGCCCAGGUGUGUUUUUGGGCUCGCCCCGCCUCACCCAGUGCUGCGGCGGCAGCAGUGACGGAGCAGGGAGCAGCAAAACAUGGUGCCAGGCUGAACGGCUGGAGCCGGCGUGGAGCAGCAAAGGAAUGGAGGCUCUGCAUAUCCUUGGUGAUGAGGAUGGAGUCUGGGCCUCCUUCUCUCUUAAGUGAUCAUGAUUGUAUAAAACACCUGUUCCCACCCCUGAAAGCAGAUGUUUUGUGCUCUUUGCCCUCCCAGGCAGGUGUGACUGAUUUCAGAGCCCUCAGAGCAAAAUUUCAGAAUGACUCCACCUUGGCCAACAAGCUGCUGCAGCCACACAAAAAGCCUCCCACUGCAAUCCCUCCCAAGCUGGGCUCUGGAGGUGAUGCUGUGUCCAGGCCCCUGCCCCUGAGUAAGAGAGAAAAGAUAAAACUAAAACCCAAGGGUGAACCUGCCCAUCCUACCUCCCAACCCUCUGCCCUCACCCAGUGCAACCCCCUGGCAUGGCCUCGAGCCAAGCUGAGUUACUUGGAGCUGACGGGUCAGAAUGAAGAGUGCAAAGGCAAUGUCUCCGAGAAAGGGCUGAGUUCUCCCAAGAAUGGUCGAGAGCAGCCUCUGCCAUCCCGUUUCACUGACCAGUAUGGAUCAGCCCAAACAGCUCCAGAGGACUCUCUGCUCUCCGGCUCUUUCCACCAUGCCCUACAGAUCUUGGAAAACACUUUAUCCCACGGCAAGAAAGCAAAUGCGAUGCUCGCUACUGAACGGGCAGCAAACUUCUACAUGCACCCUUGCCCAGAGCAGAUGUGUGCUCCAGCUGCCUCGGGCAGCAGCGGGAUGCAGCCGUCUGGAAGUGAUGCUGUGGGGGACUCACCUGCCCAGAAGAAGGAUGCUCUGUGCCACAGUGAGCCAGCUCUUUCCCAGCUGGGUUAUCGUGCACCAAGAGAGCCACCUCAGCACCAGAAAGAGUCUGAGCCUCCCUUCAGCCAGCCCAAGGCCGGAAAAUGGUCUCACAGCCUUGGGAGCAAGUGGCCAAGAAUUAAACCUCUCCCUUCAGCUGAAUCUCUGGGUCCAGCCCCUGGGAAGCCGCCAAGACCCCCGCAGUUUGAUCUCAGUGCUUUCCGAAGUGCCAUGCCUGUGGUCCACAGGGGAAAUGAAACAACUGCUGACGAAGAGGAUUACUUGACCCCUGAAAGUGCUCAACUUGAAGAGCAGCAUAAUUAUGAAGAAAAUCCGACGUACCUGAAUCAGUUUGGGGACACCACAACCUUGUGUGUCAUUGAAGUACCUAAGGCAGAUCCUCGAGAACACAAGAAACAGAAGACACUUCUCUUUGCCAAAUCCAGCUCUGGAAAAGCUAUAAUAGAGGAUGAAAAAGAGGAAAAAACAAGUCUUGAAAGAGAGAAACAGGAAGGAAAGAAAAUUUUCAAGGUGAGUGGAAAUGAAUAUGUAUCUCCCACUAGUCAAGCCAAGGGAGAUGGUAGAGGUGGGAUGGAGGUGCUACAAGAGAAGCAGGAUGUGACCGGUACCCAGACUGCAAAGUUUCCUACCCCACAAGGGCUGGCAAGAGAUGGAGUGGAGCUCUUGCGCAACAGGAGUAUUGGUGCUCUGAAGCCAGUGGUAGAAAGAACAGCCUUAAACCAAAACAUUUGGUGGUCUCUGGAGGCACCAGAAGAUAUAUAUGAUGAUGUUGAGGGCAUGCAUGAUAGACUCAGCCAAGCGUCAGAUGUCUCAAGUGCAUUCGCUUCAGCCAGCAUUUCAGGAAACAGCUAUGAAGAAACAUAUGAAGAUGUUGAGAUUGAGGGUGAUAAUCCAGCAAAAACGGAAACAGAAAAACAAAAGAGAUUUGGAAACAUGUUUAAAAUAGAAAAGUUGAAGCUGAAGAACAACAGGUUUAAGGAAAACUUAAGGUUGUUUUCCAUUUCGGUAUCAAAUUUAGUGGCUGGUUGCCAGGAUGACGCGGUGUACGAUGAUGUCGAGGUGGGGCAGAGAAAACCGAGAGAGAAGGACGAUAAGUACAGAACCUGGAUGCCAACAUUUCUGAUAGCAAAAGAGGAUAAGGAUCAAAGGAAAAGUGGCAGCAAUAUGGAAAGGAGUAUCUUCAAAGUCAAGAAGAGCAAUGCAGAAAAAAGCAAGAAGAUGGGAAAAGAAGAGAAGUUUUUUAGAGAAACAUUUAUGUAUGAUAAGGAGAUCAACGUCAUCAACACAGCCACUGCUGAGUGUUCGGUCCCCAGUAUGAGAAGAGUUGAUCUCCCGGUCACAGCUGGAGAACAACUGGAUGUUAUCGAUGUCACAGAGGGCAACGCCGUGAUCUGCCGCAAUUCGGAGGGCAGAUAUGGGUAUGUUCUAGUGGAGCAUUUGAACUUCAGACAGUACUAAGGGCCCUGACAGCUGCUUUCCCCCAGAGCAUCCUUGAAGGUCUCGUUUGUGCUUCCUGCAUCCAUGAGAGUCCACGUUGGCCAACUGCAGAGAGCAGAUGCAAAUCGGUGAUGGUCACAGCCUGGAGAGCAGCAGCAGGACAGGGGAGCCCUUCGGCGUGAGAAGUGAGUCUCCAGCGGCAUGAAGCGGCAAGCAGGGAAGGCAGAUUUGGCAGCGAUUUUCGGGUGGUGACAGCACGUGGAGGGCUUCCUAUGGGAAAGGUGAGAGGUAAACGCUCUGGAGCCGAGCGUUCUUGCUGAUUCUUGCCCGGUGGUGACGAUCCAAGCCCUUGGGUGCACAGUGGGCGAAGCGCUGGGUUUCAGGUGGCUUGUCGGCAUCCUGCCCUCCAUCAGUGGUUCAUCCAAAUCCUGCUUGGGAUACGGUCCCUGGAGGUGGUGGAGAGGGUGAGCGGCUUGGAGGGGGGUGAUGGUUAGGGGCUGGAGAAAAAGCAAACAGCCUUCAUGUUUGAAUGUGGGGAGUAGGUCCAGGACUCUUGGAAGGAGGAAAUAAACCAUCUGAUGGGACACUCCUCUGCCAAGACUUGACAUGUGGAGGCUUUCCCAUGGCAGGUUUGUGACAAGACCUUUGCAUCCCACCUUCCCUCCCCAUAUUUAGCAGGGGAAAAAAAAAAAAACAACACACAUAGGGGAGGGAAGGCGUAUUGCACUAGUGCAGAAGUGUCGAAGCAGCUGCUAGUUGAGGAGGAAAGUGUCACCAGAGGAUGGCAGCCCCACCGGCACAGAGUUACUUCAUCUCCCCCCUGCUCCAUUUCACAUAGCUCCCGGUCAACCCCUCUGACCUGGUUCAGCCCAUCCUGCCCCUGCUCUGCACAGCAAAGGGGAUACAACACCAGCCUCACUGUGCGCUACCUACAUCGCAGAAAGCUCGGCCAUGGCUGUUAACUUGGGAUCAACAAGGGGGAGAUGUUUUCCAAAACCUCAGUGAUACAUUUGCUAUUUUACAGCUAUGCCAACAUUUCCCAUUUGGUUCACUAGAAAAAAAGGUAUUGGCUACAUUUCACCAUGAUAUAAGGAGUGAAAUGAAGUUAUUUUUAAUUUCCCCAGUGCCUUCGUAGAGGGGACUAUGUUUUGGGUCUGGAAUUGGCUCUGUGUCACAGGCUGUGGACCAGUGAGGGGCAGAGGAGGAGGAGGAAUGAAGCAGAAGCAGUAAGGAACGGAUAAGCCAGACCAGAUCCUCACAGUGCAACACUGUGUGCAGAGGGACCGGUGCGUCGGCGCUGCCCAUCAGCGAGCCAGGGCCAUGAUCAGGCUGGCGCACAUCUCGAAGAAGUCCAUGGUGUGGCUGCCCAGGCGCGGUGGCACUGAGGGGAUGCUGCCGACAAAGGAACCGCUCAGGGAGCCCAUCAGUGACUGGCACUCGGCAGCUGCGGCGGCAUCGAUGCUCAGCCUUGGGCGCUGCAAGCCAGCGGCGGAGCACGAGCGCUGCGGCGUGGACGAGCCGGACCUCUGCUCCAUCACGUCAUCUUCAAUAUGAAAAAAGAGAAAAAAGACAAAAAAGAAAAAAAAUAAAAGAGAGAGAGAGAAAAAGAGAAAAAAAAAAAAAAAGAGAAAAAGAUAAAAAGCAAAUAAAAAAAAAAAGAGAAGAAGAGAGAAAAGAAGAAAAAAGGAAAAAAUAAAACAAAAGAAGUGGCAUUAUUUUGGCAUCUGAAAUGCAUGCUUGGUAAAGAACUAGUAACAGUAGUAGAGACAAAUGGGUCAAAAGGGCUUUUCCUGACUUGAAACAGCUGCAUACACAUUUUGAAAUGCAAAGAAUGAUUUUUUUAAAGAUUUUUUUAAAACUUCUAAACUUGCCAUUUUAUGUGUUUCACAUCUCGUGUUGCACCAUUUCCCACUUACCGUCGAUGCUUUUGAAGUCCAAGAGAUAGCUGCGGUUGUCAACCUGGUAGAGCUGCAGGCUCAUCUUCACAUAAUUACCCGUCACCGGGUUCCUGCGGCGCACUCGGAGAUGGUAAGAGUUCACCACCUGCAACGGGAAACUUGCUUUCAGGUGUUAAGAUUAAAGGUAGCAAGAAGAACAUUUAUUUCCUUAUUUUUUUCUAAAUACUAAUGAGACAUCUUCUGAGCAAAACACAAUUUCUAGAAAGAGCAAUGCCUAUAAAAUUAAGCAAACAGCUUCAUGUCUUACUUCCUCCUAUCUUUAAAAUGCUUCUCAGGGUUCUGAUUCACCAGCUGCUGGCAGAUGAAGCUGCUGUGACCCAUCUGCCAGGCACCAAACUGACGUCUGCUCCUCCCUGCCCAGCAGCAAUGACCAUACGAGCCAAAAAGCCCACCUGUGGACUCAUGUAUGAGAACUGUGCCCAUGACACCAGGGCAGGCUGGAGAGAGCAACCUGUCCCAUCGGCCCAGCUGAAUUCCAUGUUUGUGAAUCAGCCUUGUGCUGUUGUAUUUUCUCUCGCCACUUCCCACCCCACAAUCUGCUGCAUCUCAUUUGCAACGAGAUCUUUCCUCUGUGCUAUAUUUACAAAGCAUUUGCAUGGAUGGGAAAGCUAUUUUGAUGAAGAGUCACGUAUCUCUGAAGAUAUUCUUAGGGUGGGAAAGACUACUGUGAAACCUCCUCGUACAAAAUAAGCUCCACUGCCUACAUGAAGACAUUGGGCUGACUGGGUUUGUGAAGCUGUACCAGAAAUACAUCAGGUUUGUUCUCUGUAAAACCAUGCAAAUAACAAACGUCUGGCUGGUGUAGGCAUACGCAUCUGGAGACAGUCCAUCUCCUGGCUGGUGCAGUGAAAUCAAGCUUCUGGGUCCUACUUGGCUUUAAAUACUUAAUAUUAUCAAAAAUAAGGUGGAGAUAGAAGGCUCUGAAGAAGCAGCACAGUGACAUUCACACUGUACAGUCCUUGGGACCUGGAGCGAGGAGGGUGUCUCCUCUGGUGACGAAGAUCUGGGCUGGAAAUCUCCUUCCCUUGCUCCUGAUGUUCACACGAGGCUGCUGUGAAAGGCCAUGAGUCAGGAGCGCUCCUGUCAGCGACUGCACUGAGAUUUAGGGAAUCAGGCUCAGCAGAAAAUAUUAAGGGUUAACUUAGGCAUUUAUUAAUUGGACUUUGAAAAAAGAUUGUGACUAAAAGCUAUGUAGUUCUGAAGAAAUAUCUGAAGUACUGUUAAGUAAAAUGUUAUCUGGGUUUAAAUCAAGCUUCACAAAGCUGAACCCUAGACCAGGGAAGCAGUAAGCAUCUGAAAGCACAUCUAGUCCACAAGGACCACUCCUUCUUCCAUUGAGAAAAAUGCCACCACAUCAAUGGUACAAAAUCCUGCCCCAACAACCCCUCACCUGGGGAUCUUUUAGGAAGAUGCAAAUCAUGCAGUUUCAGUACACAUGACUGCUAGGAACCGAGCAGAAAUCACAAGAGUUACUUUGCUCAGGAGUACUCCAGAUAACCUCGCAAGGAAUUAGCCACUAAAAUUAGAAACGUGACCGCCUCUCUUAUCUGCACAGCUAAAUGAGGCAGAAUCAUCUUUCCAGCCAGAGGCUUAGAGCAUUCAGAAAGAAAACUCUUAUUUUGUGCCAUAAAUAAAUGCCACAAAUAUUGAACCACAGCUAGCAGCUUAAUUCAGCGAGGACAAUCACAAGGAGUGGGUAUUUGUUCAGAAACAGGUGAGGCUGUAACCAGACUUAACCUCCCUGAGCAAUUCAGCUCAUGUAACGACCCUUGAAAACCACCACCAGGAAGCACCAGGACUCCCUACCUUCCACUCGAAGUCCAGCUGUUUCAUAGCACGGUAGACCUCAGCCAUAAUGUCAUACGGCUUGCUCUGGCUGCGGAUUCCCAGGUGCCACUUGGCCUUUUUGACAGUCAGAGGUUUUGGCUUGGUGGUGUUGAGGGCAUCCAAAGGACAUCGUGCUUUGGGACUGUCUGCUAUCAAUGGUGGCAUCCGCUCAGGGUGCGGCUUCACCCCAGGAGGGAUGUGCAUGGCACUGUCAUCCAUGAAAGAGCCGGUGGGGGGGCUGGAGGCAAGGUAGAACUCGCUGGCUUGGUUCAUGAUCCUGCGGUUGUCUAUGAUGAGGUGGUAAGCCACUGCCAGCUGGUCCUGAGGGUCACCACUGUACAGGCUGUUCAUCACCUCUGACUCUGUGCAUUCAAACUUUUCGCAAACUUCCCGGACCGCAUCGUCGUCGAUGACAGUGGCAUCAUAGGAAGGGUCCUCUGGGAACAGGUAACUGGGCAGCUCCUCCUUAAACCACUCGUGUUCCCUGUGGAAAGGCAGAGGAGCCAACAUGAGUUCCGUGCAACGUAGGCUGGGGGCAACCACUGCCACCAGACCCUGGAUUUCUCCUCAAAAGCAUCUGGGCAGCUUUGUCUUGGUGGUUAAAGCAUUUAAUUAAGAAAUAAGCAAUGUGUUUCCAGCAAGGUGACUCCAAAUCCCACUAAGACAUGUGGGCGCUAGCAAACAAAAUUAGGUCUACAUUCCUAAAAGAGCUGUGUUUUUGGCACUGGAGAGGUGGUGGCCAAAAUGAACCUUGGGGAUGAGAAACUGGCUGGCUGCAUCUACUUCACCUGUAUUGCCUGGUCUAGCGAAGACUAAUCCUCAGCUGCAGAUUGGGGAGCUCAGCCCAGUCCUGAACAGUCCCCCCAGCAUUGCAACAGCGAUGCCGCUUCGCAAGCCUGGCUGUUUGCUCACCUGGCUCUGAAGUUAAGACCUCAGCACCUACAAGAUGCUAUGGGUGUGACAGAGAUACAGAGCAUCCAAGCUAUCCAGGUGGGCACGAGAGAAAGGGGUGGCCUGGAAAAGCCUUUCCAUCUGAAACCUCGGUGUUUGCAGACUUCCAAACCAGACCUGACUUGCACCCUGCCAACUCCAAAUGGGAGCGGAGCAGCCGGAGCCUGGUGAAGAGACGUGCCCUGAGGAUACGUCUACAUUGCAGUGCAGAGUACAAGUUUGCUUCAAUUUCUUCAUCAAUAUGGAGAUGUAUCACCAGGCAGGAGGAAACCGUAGCCAUGACCUGCUGGAGCUGCUUUGAUGGAGCCGAAGGAUUUGUUUUUCCAAGCAACUGCUAAGGAAGGGCAGUAGAUGGUGCUGUUAUUCUCUUUUUCGAGGGCGGUGUACUGAAGACAGAGGCAUAACCCGAGCCAGACACGAGGUGUUACCGGUCCCCAGUGCCGUCAAGGCAUAAAUCAGGCUCCUUCAAAUCUUGGGAUGUGGCCUUCAGAAAAAUCGUCAGAUUAAAUCAAAAGGUAUCCUUUCUUACAUCUAGCGCAUUUUGAUCUUUCUGAUGAGAUGUAGAGGUCACAUUUUUGAGCUUUUUGUCAUAACCGUGUCAUUUGAUUUUUUAAAAAAUUUUUAUAUUUUUUUUCUCUUUGUAAUAAUGAGAAGUGGAAUCUUCUAAUCAUUUCAGGAGCCAGAAAGAUUCAGGGGAACUACAUUAAAUUAAGGAGAAACACCAGGAUUGUGAAACUUGGCAGCAGUACAGAAGCUGGUUUCAAAACAGCCUGGACUUCUGAAAGCUGUUGGCAAAUCGAAUGCAUCUGACUAUGAGUGAUUUGGGAUGCCAGGAACCACUCUGUGACCACAGAGCUCCCUACCCCACGGGUUACUGUGGCACAUGCUUGAGGGAUGACCCUCCUGGCUUGCAUCGAUCUGGACACCCGAUUUCCUGAAGAGCAGCAAACCCUGUGUCAGGAUGACAUUUAUCAGUUAUUUUUUAAAAUGACCUGAAGAUUUAUGAGGUUUGAUUGUUCCCUGUGGCAUUGGAGAGGGCAGAACUGGGCCCCCUUUGGAUUUCACUUUUAUUUGCCUCUCUCUGCAAUGACAGGUCUAAGUUCAGCCUUAGCAAACAUUUCUCAACAGGGCAGCAAUGAUUGCGUGGGUUGGACAACCCAGCACCGGUGAAGGUGGCCAGGCAGGGGGCAUGGCAGCUCUCCUGCCCUUCACCUCCUCCUGCCUUGGCCUGUGGUUGGCAAUGUCAACCCUCCCCACCACUUGCAGCCCCUCUUGUGUUUUCUCCAGCAGCAGCUGCUGGUGCUAAAAAUAGUCCUCAACAGAGUAGUGGUGGCUCAGCUUUGGACUUCCCAGAAGUUUACUGGUGUUCUGGCCUCGUGACUCCAGUUUAGGUGACCUGAUGCUCAGCAGCACAGAACUUUGCCCCAGUUUCCCUGUUCGUUGUGGAACAAUCUCAAAUAAUGUAGAGAUAACAAUCAGCAUACUGAGUACAGCUCACUUUCUUAUUUUAGGUUUGCUAUAGACAUGGUCAUGAACAGCUCCAAGAAAUACAAUAGGCAGGGCCUGGUCCUUCCCUGCUGCAUGUCCCGUCUCCAGAAGAGCUACUGCCAAAGCUUCUAUGUGGUGGAAAAACAAAGUGGGUUCCUAUCUAAAACCCUGGUGCAGGUCUGAGAGGGCAGCACUGUUUUGGUGCUGGGCUGUGCAUCAAAACAAGUGUCCAACCACACACACUUCAGACAUCAAACUGUCCUGCAACAUUGUUCUUGUCAGGAUGGCAGGAAGAGCGGGAUUCUCUAUGCUUGCAAACAUAGCAGCCCUGGGAGCAGGGGAGCUGCAUGGGCAAGGGGCAGAGCUGACACUGUCAGUGAUGCUGCACUAAUGAAACACCUUGUAGGGACUGAUUAAAGUUGUGCUGGGCCAAGGGGAGUGGGAUGGGGUAAGUGGGAGUGUAACAGCAGGCUGCAGAUCUGCUCCCUGCUCUAACAAAUAGUUAUUUUCUAUUAAGUGACCUAUAGGAUAAACUGCUCCUAUGAGCCUCAGAGCAGAAACUGGAGCUGCUUCCCUUCUCUUUCCUCAAACCUACUCUGUGUACCAGGUGGAAACACAAGCUCUUGACAGGCUCCUUUUUCUUUUUCCCCAAAUCCGACCUUACUGUCUCCUUGGACUUGGUGUGGGUGUUUUUUGUUGUUGUGGUGGUGUUUUGUUUUGUUUUGUUUUACAGAAUUAUGCCCUUUGACCUGGAUCAUGGUGACUGGUCAUGCUGAAGGAUGAAGAGCUUAUCUCCAUUUUAAAUUAUUGCUGCAAAAUGAACAGGUUUCCAUGUAGUCAUGUCCUACCAUACAAAGGUACAAGGGACAGCAUCCAGUUCCUGCCCCUUUUCCUGUUACAGGAGUAGUCUUAAAGAGAUGAUUCUCUUAAAAUGGCAAGACUGAACAUAACACAAUUCCUGUUUUAAUAUUGUUGGGUUCUGAAAUAUCAUAGUUAAUGUUUAUAUCCGGGCAAGAACAAGCAUUACCACAACUAUUUUAUUUUCCUAUAGGUUGUAUCAGUGCUGCAUUCCUUGUUCACUGGCUAUCUAGUCCAGCUGAGACAUGAAAAUGGUGAAAAUGCUGUGAGGUCAGUCAGUCUCCAAAAAUGUUGGGCAAAAUUCACUGAUAACAUAAAUGCAAUUGACUCAGUUAAUUUAUAUCAAGGAAAAAACCUUCAGUCCGUAGUGGAAAUUUAGAAUCUGAAAGGAAUAGCUGAGCCCUAAGUGGAUAGCUGUUGCAUGCUGUAUUUAAUAAUUGCAUUUGUGAAUAAACAAUUAUUACCAA
Columba livia (rock pigeon) is the source of this 10018-nucleotide messenger RNA. It is a transcript of the gene FYB2, whose product is annotated as FYN binding protein 2. Lineage: Eukaryota; Metazoa; Chordata; Aves; Columbiformes; Columbidae. The record is from RefSeq and is a predicted model, not a curated record. Gene Ontology annotation, cellular component: plasma membrane. Gene Ontology annotation, molecular function: protein binding. The transcript has 24 exons. Gene Ontology annotation, biological process: protein localization to plasma membrane; T cell receptor signaling pathway; integrin-mediated signaling pathway. Bases 16 to 2490 code for a protein of 824 amino acids.